Molecule: messenger RNA, 1456 nt
Organism: Trematosphaeria pertusa
Lineage: Eukaryota; Fungi; Ascomycota; Dothideomycetes; Pleosporales; Trematosphaeriaceae
Product: tartrate dehydrogenase
Exons: 2
Coding region: 234-1337 (367 amino acids)
Molecular function (GO): NAD binding; oxidoreductase activity, acting on the CH-OH group of donors, NAD or NADP as acceptor; magnesium ion binding
Source: RefSeq, a predicted model, not a curated record
UGUUCGUAAAGGUGAUCUGCGGUGGAUAUAUAUCCGCUGCCGGGCUUCUCUCCGCAUAAUGCUUCCAUUAUCCUAUAGGAUUUACCUGAACCGGGAUGUCGCCUACCGAGGUUGCAGGUCCCGCUUCGUUGAUCGAUGACUUGCUCCUUCCUCUACUUACACAGCAAGACCGGAAAUAAACAGUCAACUACUCCGCAGCUCACCUUCCAGCGCCCUUCCCUAACAUCGCAAAUAUGCCGUCUCACAUCCACGACCGCACUACCAUCUACCGCGUUGUCUGCAUCCCCGGCGACGGCAUCGGCGUCGACAUCACUGAAGCCGCCGUGCAAGUUCUAAACACUCUGUCCAAAGCCCUAGGAGGGUUUGAAUUCGAGUUCACGACCGUCGACUGGAGCAGCAAAGCCUACCUCGAGCGAGGAUGGUACAUGCCACCCGACGGGCUGGAGCAGUUGAAGAAGUUCGACGCGAUAUACUUUGGCGCUGUAGGAUGGCCUGACGUGCCCGACCACAUCUCCCUCUGGGGCCUCAUCCUCCCCAUCCGCAAAGCCCUCAACCAAUACGUCAAUGUACGCCCGACACGCAUCCUCCCCGGGACCACCUCCCCGCUCGCAAACUGCGCACAAGCCGACCUCGACUGGGUGAUCGUGCGCGAGAACAGCGAGGGCGAAUACAGCGGGCAAGGCGGCAUCUCGCACGAGCACUCGCCGCACGCCAUCGGCACCGAAGUAUCCAUCUUCACGCAAGUCGGCAUCGAGCGCAUCAUGCGGUUUGCCUUCGAGACGGCGCGGUCGCGACCACGCAAGAAGCUGACCAUGGUGACGAAGAGCAAUGCGCAGCGGCAUGGCAUGGUGCUAUGGGAUAAGGUGUUUUACGAGGUGGCGAAGGAGUAUGGGGAUGUGGAGAUUGACAAGAUGCUUGUGGAUGCUAUGACGGUGCGGAUGGUGCUGAAUCCGAAGUCGCUUGACACCAUCGUCGCAACCAACCUCCACGCCGAUAUUUUGUCUGAUCUUGCUGCCGCAUUGAGCGGCAGUAUUGGGAUUGCGCCAAGCAGCAAUCUUGAUCCUACGCGCAAGAACCCGUCAAUGUUCGAGCCGAUUCACGGGUCGGCGCCGGAUAUUGCGGGGAAGGGGAUUGCGAAUCCGGUAGGUGCGUUUUGGAGCGCGGCAGAGAUGGUGCGGUGGUUGGGCGAAGAGAAGGCUGCCGAUGGACUGAUGAAGGUGGUGGAGAGUGUAACUGCUGCUGGUGUUAAGACCAAGGAUCUUGGAGGAAGUGAGAAUACAAAAGGGGUUACGGAGGCAGUGUGUAGGGAGAUUGAGAAACAGUUUGGUGGGGAGUAGGGAAUAUGUACACGUACCUCUACAGACGCCUUCACACCUUGAAUGCCUCUCCUGUUCACAUAGGACCCAGAGAAGUGUACUUCGACUUUCUCAAACCAGAUCAUCAAACAAGCCCGGCG